Molecule: messenger RNA, 561 nt
Organism: Hirsutella rhossiliensis
Lineage: Eukaryota; Fungi; Ascomycota; Sordariomycetes; Hypocreales; Ophiocordycipitaceae
Exons: 2
Coding region: 1-561 (186 amino acids)
Source: RefSeq, a predicted model, not a curated record
AUGCAGAGGGUUCUAGAGAUGCUAGCGAAGAUGGGAAGUGAGAUGGUGGAGCUGAAACAUCGAGUAUCCGAGCAAAGCGACACGAUCAGGAAGCUGAACGCCACGGUUUACAAACAAAGCACCAUCAUUCAGGGACAGGAAGAUCUGAUCCGAGGCUUGGAAGCCCAGGUCCAGAAAUCCAAGGAAGAAUUUCGACAUAAGAGCGAAGAGCUCAACAAGGAAAUGAAACAGGAGCACCGGGAGCUUAAGCGAGAAUUGGUCGGAGUGGAAGAGCAGCUAGAUCAGCUGAUGCAAAAGCUGGACGUAUCGGACGAGGUGGCUUUGCCAAGCGGCCCUCGAGCAACGUUUGCGGACGUCGCGCGCGCCCUGCCAAACAGUCCGCCCUCCAUCGAACAGGAACAGAAGCCGCUCAAUCAGUGGCACCCCCCGGCCGGUUGCCGCGUUGUCGCCGUCGGCUUUGCGAAGGUUGUCGAUGUGGACGAUUGCUCGGUGGCGCUGCAGCUCGCCGUUGAGCAGCCGUGUCAGGGAGUCAAGCGCGUCGGCAGAGACUUCAAUGCCUAG